This is a messenger RNA of Musca vetustissima, 1118 nucleotides long. Its product is annotated as protein rhomboid. The record is from RefSeq and is a predicted model, not a curated record. Lineage: Eukaryota; Metazoa; Arthropoda; Insecta; Diptera; Muscidae. Bases 19 to 1101 code for a protein of 360 amino acids. Gene Ontology annotation, cellular component: membrane. Gene Ontology annotation, molecular function: serine-type endopeptidase activity. The transcript has 3 exons.
CUUGACCUGAAAUACAAAAUGGCUCAAACACACACACCACAAACUACUACACAUGAGGAGAAUUCAUUGGAUUCCACCUUUGAAUCGAUUAUCAUAGACAUUCCACAAUCAAUUACAUUCUCAUCAGCAACAUGCACAUCGUCGUCAUCCUCAUCAUCAUACGAUACGGAUAGCAGUGUUAACAGUGCCACCUGCUGUACCAAACAUCAGGAGCAUUUGUAUAUGCAGCGGGCGCCACAAAUGCACAAGCAUGACAACACAGCCGAUUUGGAAGCUGUUUAUUUUAAAGCCGAUCAGCAACGUAAAAAUUGGCCAAUUUUUAUUUUAAUGAUUUCGCUGUUAGAAAUCGCCGUCUUUGUUUAUGACAUUAUGACAGUACACAAAGACGCCAUGGCCAAUUCGUUGGAUUUACCCCUGGCUAUACCCACCGAUUCGGUGUUCAUCUAUCGUCCAGAUCGCCGCCUACAAGUAUGGCGUUUCAUUUCCUAUAUGUUCCUGCAUGCCAAUUGGUUCCAUUUGGGUUUCAAUGUGGUCAUCCAGCUAUUCUAUGGCAUACCCUUGGAGGUAAUGCACGGUUCGAUCCGUGUAGCUGUCAUCUAUUUUGCCGGCGUCUUUGCCGGAUCGCUGGGGACGAGCGUUGUGGACUCUGAAGUCUAUUUGGUGGGUGCCAGCGGUGGCGUAUAUGCCAUUUUGGCAGCCCAUUUGGCCAAUAUUACCUUGAAUUAUGGCCAAAUGAAAUAUGCUGUAGCUCAAUUGCUGUCAGUGGUGAUAUUUGUAUUGUGCGAUCUGGGAUAUGCAUUCUAUACACAAUAUCUGGCCAUUGACAACGGCAGCAGCAACAACAAUGAGGCACCUCCUGUCUCAUAUAUUGCCCAUUUGACCGGUGCCUUGGCUGGUCUGACCAUUGGUCUUUUGGUGCUAAAAAAUUUCGAGCAUCGCCACUAUGAAAAUCUCAUCUGGUGGUUGGCUCUCGGUAUCUACUGUGCAUUCACCGUAUUUGCAAUUGUCUUCAAUUUGAUAAAUACGGUGACCGCUCAACUCAUGGAAGAACAAAGUGAAGUUAUUACACAGCAUUUGCUACACGAUUUGGGCGUAUCAUAAAUACAAUCACACACACA